UGGCCGCCGAGUGUCAUUCGCCUGCGCGUCCUAUCUCAAGUCGCGUGAUUUUGCCGCGGCGCGGAACGGACACGCGUGCCCCCGUAUAAUAGACAAAUACGCGCCUAAUAUAUUCACUGCCUCACGGUCUCUCGAUAGCAAUUUCGGAAACUUCAUCUCUGAACAUAUAUUUCACCGCUCCCGAAAGAAAAAAUGACUGCAUCGUUGCGCUUUCCAUUUCUACAAUAGGAGAAGAGACCUGGAUUCACCAUCUUACUUAAUCGAAAAAAAUCUGAAAAAUUUCUACGCGUGGACGCGAAAACAUGAAAAGCGCGCGUAGCAAAACCAACAUAUAACCGAGACAGUUUCUGAUUCAAUUGAUUCAAGUAUUUAAUGUUACUUUAGACAUUGCAGUUUUGCUGCAUUUUAUUUUUGCACACACAUUUCGACGACCAACGAUUUUUGUGGACCAACUUAUUUGUGAUAUUUUAUGAGAAAAUUUUAAUAUCAAAGAGGCGUUUUGCAAUUUAAUUGGCGAAAUUUCAGACACGCCGAGGACCAAGUAACAUUCUACUAGUCGAGAGUAGACGAGAGAGACUUGUGACGCGCAAGAAUGUUCAAUCUCUAUCAGAGUUUAAACAAGAAGGAUGAGGGCGACGGAGGACAACGGAGCCGUGAAUCCGAGGUGACCGGUCACGAUCGGUUCUGUCAGCAUCGCAGCACCGGUCAUUCGAGCACCCGACGUCGCCGUCGCGCCGUCAAUCGGAGAACGCAGAGCGCAACCGAGCUGAACACUCGAGCGAUAAGCUCGGCACGGGGAUCGUUGCGACGCGGUUGCAGCGUCAGCACCGAAGACGAGAACGAGAGCGAAGACGACAAGGGUCAUCAGCUGGCGAACAAGCUGGACAGUCUGGCGCGGCUGCUCUUCAGCCGCGUGUCGGUUGCACGAGGAUACAAGGAUCAGGGUGACGUCAAGAACGGGCGUUACACGGCGCUGAAUCAUGGAUCAAAAUCUGUCAGCGAAGACGGAGUCGAGUACAUGGAAAUGGAAAAGAGAUCCCGUGAUCGUGCUUUGUCGAUCUGUCGAGACUAUAUCGAAAAAACGCCGCGGUUCGCUCUCAUCAAACAGCUUAAUAAUAUUGGAUCAAGGGUAGAUAAAUAUUGGUUUAUGGUAAGAGAUACAUCAUUGAAGACAGAUAGACUGUUGACCCUAGUGCCGCUAAGUCGGAAUUGUCCGCUGACCACUUGUCCCUCCACCAAAGACAUUUUGAAUAAUCUGUUCCUGGCUUUACAACAUCCGUAUGUUUGUCCUGUUUUUCACGUUGAUUUUCUCGAGUACGAAGAUCAAAUUUAUAUCGUGCUGAUGCAACCUAUUAAUCAGGGAAGCCUCAAGGACUUGAUAUACGGCAUCGAACGGAACUGCUGGAACGAGGAUUGGUCUCACAAAUAUGCCGCGCGAGGUAAAGGGCUCACGUUGCCGCAAGUGCAACGUAUGGGGCGACAAAUAUUGGAAGCGCUAAUGUUCCUGAAGGAACGAGGAUUUCCUAUUGUGACACAUCUCCAUUCGGGUAACGUUGUGAUCCAAAAUGGCGUUGCCAGAUUGGCUGGUUUGGAGAACACCCUUCUGGGUUUUACAAGUCGCAUACAUCCUGUCGUAACGUCUCGAUUAACGCACACUACUUCUAUCGAUAUUAUAUGUUUCGGACAUAUGCUGUUUGAAAUGUGUGCUGGUUACGAAUUGUUGACCUUCAGACCGUCCACCGUCCAACUAUCAGACAUCGAAAUGUAUCCUCAGGUCGUGAGAUUUCUCGAAUUGAUAUUCACAGAGGUAGAAAAUCACUUCGUUAGCAUAGAAGAGUUGCUGAUUCACGAUCUCUUUAGAAAUAUUGAUCUCCGCGAAAUACGAUGUGCGGCCGUAACUGUAUUUCGUCCGACCCUAACGCCCUCCAUAAUGAAUCUGCUGGAUAGUAUUAAACGACAAGAUACCGCAAAAGGAAUUACUAAUAUCGACAGCGCGGAUGCUACGUCGUUGAACAGCUUUGAAUAUGAAGAUUCUUUACUUACACAGAUACGCAACGAGCUUUCACAAAUAGCUUUAUAAUGUGGGAACAAGAUAUACGUAUAUUUUAUCUCGAAUAUGUGUGAACACACAUUCCUAUAUAUGUAUUUGCAAAGUGCCAAGAAAAUGAUUUUUGUGCUAAUUUCAAUAUGUAUGUGCGAAAAAAGUACAUGUUGAAAAAUUUAUACAUCGAAGAUACAGUAUCGAUCUGGUUUUGUCGCGUUUGACGUAUUUGUGUUCAAAUCAAAUGAUAAAAAGAAAAAAUUUAUUAAUAAUUCUUUUUUAUCUCACUCACACACGUACACACACACACACACACACAAGUAAUAAUCUUAUAGAAACAGAACAUUUUUCAAACUCGUAUAUUGUACGCCUGAAAAAAUUCGUCUCUUGAACUUAUUAUUUUAAAUUAUAUUAAGAACUAUACACAUAUGUGAGUUACAAAUAUAUUGCAAUAAAGGAAAGUGGAAAAAGCGCAAAAAAAAAAAAAACUAACAUCAUUUGUUUACAUCAAUUUUUUUUAUUACUCAUGCUUAAAACGAGAAGUAGAAAAAGUACUUGACAAUCCCAUCCUAGAUUUACUUGAGCUUCCGCUGUGACAGAGAAAUAGUACCUUCAUAUGUGAAAAGACUGUAAUUUCGUAUAAACUAAUAGUUUAUUUUGGUCUAGCUAGUCAAUUAGCUUAAGAUAUCUUUAUCGAUUUUUGUUAUAAUAGUUUUAUCUCGCUUUUCUUUUGCAAGUGUCUUUUAGAAUUAUCUGCUGAACAAAUAUGAAGUAUCCGUUUAGUCAGAACCAUAUAAAAUGUACGAAUCUUAACAAUUAUGCACAUUUUGUUUUUCAAGAUUGACUUGCGAAGAGUCCAAAAACAAAAAGGAACAAUAAAAAUGUUUUUAGCACACAAAUAUUUGUUGGAAAAUUCAUGUAUAAACUUAAUGCUUAAAGACAAGGAAUAGUGUUCCUCGAAUUGAAAAGAGUUCGUUUUUUUUCUGCCACACAAGUGGUUUCAUGUGUGAUCACAUUGAGUUGUAUUUUAACAUGACAUAGCACAGUAAUGUUCAGUUCUCGAUGAUCGGUGGACGACUCGGAAUAAUUUAAUAAAUUACGUCCCACGUUA
This is a messenger RNA of Pseudomyrmex gracilis, 3152 nucleotides long. It is a transcript of the gene Slob, whose product is annotated as slowpoke-binding protein. The record is from RefSeq and is a predicted model, not a curated record. NCBI's taxonomy places the organism in Eukaryota, Metazoa, Arthropoda, Insecta, Hymenoptera, Formicidae. The coding region runs from base 593 to 2080 and encodes 495 amino acids. The transcript has 10 exons.